GUGGUGCAGCCUCUAGCCUGGGCGCCGUGCGGCCACCUGAGUUGCGAGCCGUGCGCGUGGCGCCAUGCGUGCAGGCUGGGCUCGUGCGCGGGCGCGGAGCUGCUGUGCCCGAGCUGCGGCGCCCUGCCCGACGCUGCCUCGCACCCCGCCGGGCAGGCCGCCUCGGAGGACGCUCCGCUGGCCGCCGAGGGGGCGGCGCGGGCCGACUGGCAGUGCGGCGGCUGCGACUACGCCAACUUCGCGCGGCGGGGGCUGUGCCGCAACUGUG
Messenger RNA from Prorocentrum cordatum, 268 nucleotides. The record is from the annotation of a GenBank genome assembly. NCBI's taxonomy places the organism in Eukaryota, Dinophyceae, Prorocentrales, Prorocentraceae.